AUGACUCAAAUGGAUGUUUUAUCGAAGUACGUUGAUGACUGCUUAUCUGCCCAUGACAUCAACAUCGAGAUGCAGAUCUCUGACGAAAUCGAUAAAGUCAUUUGGAUGCAGAACUUUUAUAAGCUUCCACUGAAUAUUGCAUUAAGAAUCCUUAAAUACUCGGGGAAGAGUCUUACCGAAAUACAAUCUAGACAAGUUGUCGAUGGGUUUAUGCGAACAUGUGGAAUCGAAGCAAUGAAAGUGUUCCCAUAUGUUAAUUGUGGAAAUAUUGAGCAAUUAAUGGGCCAAGGACCACUUCAAAAAACAUAUACUCAAGAAGCAUUCAUUCACGAACCAUUGAUUCCUCAUGAUCCAGGCCUUCAUUCUCCAAAACCAAAACCAAGAGCAACAAAUAAUCCUAAAACUACAAAAUUCCAAGUUCCUCACUACAUGAUUGUUCCAAAGAAUCGAACAAAGUCAAUAUCGUAUUUCAAGCUCGACGUACAUCCAUCUUCUCCCAUUACUUCUCCUAAAAAUAAAACAAGAGGCGCUCUUUCACCAACUUCCCCUCGUAAGAAAUUCGUUGUUAAGGAAGAGGAAGAAGAAGAUAAAAAGGAAGAGCCUGAGGUCAUUGCGAUAUUCUCAGCAGCUGAAGCUUCCGAGAUAAAAACAGUUGAAAAAUUAAUCCAUGAAAAACCAGAAUUAAUACAUUCGAAGCUUAAUAACGAGACACUACUACAUGUUGCAAUGAGAAGAAAGGACAUGAAACUCUCUGGAAUCCUUUUAAGAUGUGGAGCUGAUAAAGAAGCUCCAAAUUUAUAUGGAAGCUCCCCUCUUUAUACAGCAAUAUACCAAGAUUACGCGCCAGGCAUUGAUUUCCUUCUAUCUCAAGGCGCAAACGUAAAUUCAAGAAAUAAUUCCGGAAAUAGUCCUUUACACUGGGCAGCGGAAUGCAGAAAAAUCAGCGCGGCUAAGAUAUUACUUUCAUAUGGAGCUAACAUUAAUGCUCAAAAUGAUAAAGGAGAAACUCCAUUUUUAAUAGCAUGCAAAAAAGGACCUUUAGAGCUUGUUAAAGAAUUCCUGCAAGCAGGUGCAGACAUCAACAUCGAAAAUAAAUACGGAGAAAAGCCUAUUGACGUUGCUCUUCACCCAGAUAUUCAAACAGAAAUUCGAAAUCACGAAGGAAAAAAGACAUGA
This is a messenger RNA of Trichomonas vaginalis G3, 1176 nucleotides long. Its product is annotated as spectrin binding. The transcript has a single exon. Gene Ontology annotation, cellular component: cytoplasm. Bases 1 to 1176 code for a protein of 391 amino acids. Gene Ontology annotation, molecular function: protein binding. The record is from RefSeq and is a predicted model, not a curated record. Lineage: Eukaryota; Parabasalia; Trichomonadida; Trichomonadidae.